Messenger RNA from Wyeomyia smithii (pitcher-plant mosquito), 6687 nucleotides. Its product is annotated as nuclear factor of activated T-cells 5-like. The record is from RefSeq and is a predicted model, not a curated record. Lineage: Eukaryota; Metazoa; Arthropoda; Insecta; Diptera; Culicidae. Gene Ontology annotation, biological process: regulation of transcription by RNA polymerase II. Gene Ontology annotation, molecular function: DNA-binding transcription factor activity, RNA polymerase II-specific; transcription factor binding; RNA polymerase II cis-regulatory region sequence-specific DNA binding. Bases 840 to 5135 code for a protein of 1431 amino acids. The transcript is spliced from 9 exons. Gene Ontology annotation, cellular component: transcription regulator complex.
GUUCGCUGUGCGAAGUUUCUUCUGUCGUCUCGCGAAUGUGUAAUGUUACAGUUUAGUGUUCGCGAAAUUCGUCAACAUUUUGUACAUUUUCGUUGCGUUUUUGCGUACUAUUGCAAUCGUGUCUAAUGUCAGGCAGUGUGCUGCAUGUUUUGUUGCUGUUUUCAAUCAGGAAAAGAACAUCACAAAUCAUAGCGGCAAAAACUGCACAAAACAAUCAGCUGUAAUCGGAAACUGCUAGUGUGUGGUGCGCGACCUUGGACAUAUUCACGAAAUACAAUCGUGUUCCGAAUCCCCCGUGGUGCUCUAGUGGAACUGAAGAGCUUGGUCACGUGUGUUUUAUAGCUUGUCAGCCCCCCCAUACUUGGCAUCGACAAGUGGCCUCGAGCUUUAUCGAUAUUUAGGUGGCUCGACAUCCGUUGUACAACCACCGCAGCCAGCUGGCAGGCUUUGCGAAAAUUUCGGGUGUGCCUCUUCCCCUGGCAGCGAGAAUAUGCUGGUGUGAGCGCGUAGGUGGUGCGUGUGCGUAUUGAGAGCACAGAUAACUUGGCUAAUUGGUAAGUAGGAGUAGUAGCGCGAGGGCCAAGGGAGCGAACGAAGCAAGCACAGAUAACAGAGUGAUACCGUACAGGCUCUGAUAUAGAUCGAUUCGGACAGGUGCUGGCUGUGUGUGCGCGUUGUGUCAUAAAACAGAAGCGAAGAUAGUGAAACCCAGUGAGCUAGAGCUUGAUAUCAUUUGUGUUGUGUGUAAACGAAAAUUGCUAUCAGCAAACAGAAAAGUAAACGUCGUACGGUCAUCGGUGGUGUUAAACAACAGUGGUAAAAGUGUGAAACCAAAAAGCAUGCUCUUGAAAUGUGCAACUACACCGCUUAGACGAGUUCCUUCAAGUCAGACCGGAACUGGCAACGCCUCUGCCCCGGGAGUUGGUAGCCUGAUCAAUUCCUCCGGCGGGAUAGCUUUGGCUGACGCUGGAAAGGACUGCAGUACUGGCGGUAAAGGCCGAGGAAAGAACGUUCGCAAUGGUACCGGUGGAGGGGGUGCUACUGUCGGAACGGUAAAACUGAUCGUCAGUCCCAGUGCCACAUUAGCCUCCAAACUCCACAGAAAAGUAUUACGAGUGCCCUCGAAGCGCAUUCCCGGCAAAGUGCACCCCGGUAAGCUCGCCUCGGUGGCCAGCAAGCUGACAGCCGCCAAGCAACGUCUUCAUCAGCAGCAGUUGCAGCAACAACAGCAACUGCAGCAACAGCAUCAGUUCAACCUGCAGCAGCAACAGCAGCAGCUCUCCUUGCAGCGACCGUCAGCUGGUGCCGCCAGCGUCAACAACUGUGAUAACUCCAACGACUCCGGUCUUGGAUUCGACCGAAGUCUCGAUAGUGCCCUCAGUGCCCAAUUCCAUUCGAAUCAAGGCUCGACGAUCGCCAGCAACGGCACCAUCGGUCGGCCAGGUCAUCACAAUAGCGCACCAGAAGAUGAGGGCGUUGAGAGUGAGACAGGGGUUCGCAACCGUACACCCGCUAGUGCCGGUAGAGUACGGGAUGGUAAACCGGCCACACUGUAUAGCCGCCGAACGGUAACCCGCUCCGUCGGUAGUAGCCGCAGUAGCAGUGCUACCAGCACGAAGUCCCUCAAGCGAAGUCACUUGGAGCUAGACGAAGCGGCAGUCUGCUCCGGAGGAGAACUCCUCGUGCUGUCAGCGUCCACUCCCAGUAACGUUGUCCGAAUUCCGGCGAACUCGAAUUUACCACCCAAACUCAGAAACACCGGUAAACUUAAAGCAGCCGUCAUACGCACGGUAGCGACGCCGAAGAAAAUCAUCAUUCCAGUCAUCGGGAAAUCACCGAACAUUGGUGGCGGAGGCGGCAGGCGUACAGUCACCAUUGCACCCACACCAUCCUCAUCAUCUUCUAACAACAAAUCGCUAUCAUCAUCAUUAGCAAUCACAACUACUGCGUCAGCAGGGGCAGCGGCGGCAACGGAACCGACGGCGGGGAAAGUACUGACCUCAUCACUGGUCCGCCCCAUGAAUCGAAUACCGGGAAAGCGACCGCCGUUGCUUUCGUCAUCUUCCCUCGGUGGAAGUGGUGCUGGUUCCGAAGGAGCUUUCAGCAAUUCCGGGGUGGUCACUCUGCAGUCACAGUUGGGCUGUUCGUCUCGGGAUGGAAAAAUACAGCUGCAAAUAUUGACCCAGCCGGAGCAACAGCAUCGGGCCCGCUAUCAGACCGAGGGUUCACGGGGAUCUGUGAAGGACCGCAGCGGGAAUGGAUUUCCUGUGGUGCGAUUGGUGGGUCACACGAAACCCACCGUGCUGCAGGUGUUCAUCGGAACUGAUGUGGGCCGCGUUGCGCCACAUAUGUUCUACCAGGCGUGUAAGGUUUCCGGCAAGAAUUCCACUCCCUGCAACGAAAGAAAGCUCGAGGGUACCAUGGUUAUCGAAGUAGACAUGAAGCCGGAGAACGAGAUGACCGUAACGUGCGAUUGCGUUGGAAUCCUAAAAGAACGGAAUGUCGACGUAGAGCACCGAUUUCCAGAUCAAAGUGGGCCCCGUGCCAAGAAGAAAUCCACUCGCUGUCGAAUGGUGUUCCGAGCGGUGAUCAAGCACGAUGACGGCAAUGUGGAAACGUUGCAAGUGUGCUCGCAGCAGAUUGUUUGCACGCAACCUCCUGGCGUACCGGAGAUCUGCAAAAAAUCUCUUGUUUCCUGUCCCGCCGACGGAGGCCUGGAAAUGUUCAUUGUUGGUAAAAAUUUCCUAAAGGACACCAAGGUCGUAUUCCAGCGGCGGAAAGCGCCGCUCGGGUCCGGUGCGGUGCCCAUCAGUGUCAUACCGUGGGAGCAAACGGUCAUCCCGGACAAGGAGUAUUUGCAGCAGACGCAUCUAAUAUGCACGGUGCCACCGUAUGCCAGACAGGAUAUACAGGAGUCUGUGGUGGUACAAGUUUUCAUUGUUUCCGCUGGCAAGAAGAGCGAAACGCACAAUUUUACCUACACUCCGAAGGGUGCGCAUACGGCAUUGACAGCGGCCACCACGUCAGCAGUGCCUAUUGGUGGCAGUUUCUUUGGUACAUUGACGAAUGCUACAGCUGCGGAAUCAAUCGGCGGUACCGAUGCUAGCGGAACGGGAGGUCUAAUUAAUGGUAGCGUUGCAGCAGCUGGUAAUACGACCGGAGCCACCGGUUUUGCUCCUCUGAACUCUAGCUUUGGUAGCAACCCGAGCGAAGAUGUCACGGCAACGAACGACUCCGGCGGUGUCAAGAAGCCAUUGUUUCUUUGGGGUUCGCAGCUGAGUGCAGCACAGGAUGAGCUGGACACGGGUAUGAUGCCUCCGCCAGUUAACGUGAUGCCUAUGGUCGGAACCGCUCGACGGUCUUCGUUACUGGGUGAACAGUUAAGCAUGUCAUCGCCACCAAAUUUCAAAGCAGAACUCAUCGAUGAAAACAGCCGGAGUCCACACGAUGAGGAAUCACGCGAACGAUUCCCGGAUUCGACGGAUAACUCAAUAGAUAACAGUCAUAUUCUCUACCGAAGGCGAAGCGUUCGGCAGCCCAGUAUGGAUCUGAUAGAGGAUAGCUCUAGCAUGUCCAUGCUGGUCAAUGAAAACAGUGCGAUGGAUGUCGGGACAGUACCUGGCGCGAUGGUUGGUUUCCGGAGUGGGCUAGGCACGCUAAUGGAAACAAAUGAGAUCAGUAACUCGGCUACCUCACCGUCGCUGGCUGUUGAACUGAAGGUGAUGGAUUUGUGUAUAAAACAAGAACAGCAACAGUUAUCGGCCACGGCUCGAAAUCAGAUCGAACAAAUGAUUGCCAACAGCUCCGGGCUCGGAAAUUUGACAGAAGUCAACCAAAUCAAAGCUCAGCUCAAUGUAGAAGGUAUGUUGAAUGCAGCUGUGCAGCAGGGAUCACUAGAGAAGCAAGCCAUUGAAUCCACAUUGGCUUCCAUGGUCGGCGGACAGCAACAGACAGCAAUAAUGAACUCUGUCGUAUCGUUAACCGGUAACGGUGGUGCAAACCACUCUCCGGCAAUGGCACCCCCUACAGUACUCCAUGGUGACAUCAACAGUGGCCAUUCACCUAUUGCCCAAGACGUGAUGCUGAACUCGCAAAGUUCAAUAACAGUCCCUUCGCCUACGAACAUUGUCCUGUCACCAGCAUCGACAACUUCCAGUGAAAUCAGUCCCCAUCCGCACGCUUCCAUUUCACCAGAAAUUAUCCUCAACCCGACCGUUUCCCCAACAUCAAUGAUAUGCUCACCCUCCAAUGCAACGGUAGCGGCUACAGCAGCAGCAGCCGUUGCCGCAGCCGCGGCUGUUUCCGAAGUGUUCAAUAAUAUGGCUGCUGUUGCCGCCAACAUGAUCGAACAUCAACCGAAAGAAACAACCCAGGCUGUGCAGGAGAUCAUUCUGAAUGCAGCCGCCGAAAUUCUUACCUCCCAAGAACCUUCCGUUACUACUCAAUCUACGAUCAACGCGUUGAUCUCGAUGAAUGCCCAGGAAAUGAUGACCACCUCUUGUCAGCCCCAAUCUCAAGUUAUUAUGUCCCAACCGAACCUUCUACCUCAGUGUCAACCCGCGUCAACGAUGACUUCGAAUGUCAUCUCCAAUGCGCUGCAUCAGCAGCAGCAGAUGGUACAAACGUUGAUCAACGAAAGUAUUCAGCAUCAACACCAGCAACAGCAGCAGCAAGAACAGCAACAGCAACAACAACAAGCAGCCGAAUCUCUUAUGUUAAAUUUAGCAGCAACUCAUCAGAAUCUACACGCAUCACCCGGUGUUCCCGAGCAAAUGGAAAUUGGUAAUACCAUUUUGCCCUCGUCUGUUCCCAGCCAGCCUCCACAGCAACCAAUGGACACAACGGCACCCCUUCCUAACCCGGCAGGAAUGUCUCAAGAGCCCCAAACCUCGCCCCCACAGCACCUGACAGUUGCUAUGUCGUCUGGUCAAUCCGUCCAGAUGAUAGUCGGUGAUCAGGAUCGACAACAACAGCAGCAGCAGCAACAACAGGAACAACAGCACCAACAGCAGCAGCAACAACAGGCAGCCGCGGCUGCAGCAGUAGCGGCCGCCAGUAUACCUCAGGAGUUGACCACUAUGUCGGACAACGAUCUCAUCAGCUAUAUCAACCCGAGUGCAUUUGACGCAGUUUAAUAUUUGAUAAUUUUAGACGUAGAACAAUUCAAUCCCGCCUCCUAGCUGUAACCAGAGUGUGCGUCACGUGCGUGCGGCACACCCUUAGCCCAGCCGGAAGCUAGCCACACAGUAGAUUUGGACAACAACACUGCAAACCUCAAUCGCACCAACAAGAGACACAGGUAAUCACACACCGUCACCGAAAGACAAAAAAAUGGCUCCUCGAGUGUGCGCCUUCCCAUCUAUUUAUUCUGCCUAAGCGCGAGGGCAAGGAACGAUUCUUGCGAGUGGAUUAACAACCAACCAGGGCGCGGAUCGCGCAAACCCCUCCCUGCCAAAAAGAAGGGUGAAUUCAUCGCGAAUUAUUUUCUUUUUCAAGCUAGAACUUUCGUUAUCGUACAUUGUACUUUACUGUUACAAUAAUUGUAGUAUCUGAUAGAUUUUGUCUCCGCCUUCAAAGAAUGCGGAGGUCAUCGCUCGUAUCUAUUUAUAUCAAGUCAAAAUAUUGUGAACGUCAGUGAGCCAGUUUUGCAGCACUACAACACUGUGGAUGAAUAUUUAUAUCGAGUAAUUUUUUAGCUUUUUCUGAGUGUGUCUUUCAAAACUUGCAAUUUUGUAUGAAAAAAAAUGCAUCUCAGCAGGAAAUAUGCACAAUUUGCUGAGGGCGCUAAGUAGCAGCAGCAGCAGGAGGAGGAGGACACAAACUAUGCGGCCCCAACAUUUUGCAUGCGGGAGUUCGAUUUAUAAAGUCAAGGUCUAAAGUGUUCACACAGUUUAACAAACAAAAUUUUUUGCCUUAUGACAGUGUCUAAACGAAAACAAAAUGAAAGAAAUUUUAAACUUAUGAAUGUUUAAGAAAUUUUUACUAUUGGAUUUUUUUCUGUUAUAUCAGACACAAGUCGAAAAGCAGCAGCCGUUCGUGUGCACACGGAACCGAACAAAUGAGGGGCAACCAUUAUUAGUAGACUAUAUAAUUAACCUACACCACAGACUGCCAUACAGAGUUUUAGGGAAGAAAAACGUAUUCAAAUUAGCAACGAAUAUGAAUGUCUUUAAAGUUUACUAUUACAACAUAUUAGCAUUAAACAACAACAGUUGAUAAAAUCCCGUUCUCGCGCGUAUCGCACUGGCAUCGGAAAUAGAAUCGUGUCAGUUUUUUUUUUGGUUAGUUCAACUUCUUUAACCGAUUAUUGCUAUGUCAGGAUUUCCCAAAACAUUUGCCCGAAGACCAAGAAAAGACCGAGUUAACCGUCAUCACCGUCGAUGCUGUUCAGGUAGAAACAGGUUCAAAACCUUUGUUGGCAAGCACUGCUGCAAUUGUUUGAUUCGAUUCGAAAGGUAUGGAAUUUAAACCGACAAGUUUUUACAUUAGAUACAAACGAAACAGGAGCCACGUACCUUUGGUAGUGAACGAACAGACGUUCGAGUUUGAGAAGUAGAGGGAAGAAUAGUAAACGCCUUGAACGGGUGAAGUCUUUAAACAGUAAUCGUUUUUUGCUAUUGAAAUAUUUCUAUAUUGAUGUACUUCAAGAGAUUGGAAAAGCUAAUAAAUUCUAUCUGUUUUGUGUUA